UACAGAACGAAGGCUAUGCAUCUUUGGAGGAGACACAGUAUGAUGAGGGGAAAUUGAACAUUUUUAUUAUAUGUUGAAACCUUUUAUGUUUAAUUUGAGUUUACCUCCACAGUAAGCUUUGUUGAAGUUUACAAUGCCAUCCUUUACACUGGCAAGGCCAGCGAGAGACCUGAGAUCUGAUGUGUGACCAACAGGGAGUCUGGCUCGUCUGUCUGGAAUCCUUUUAAAGGCGACGCGUCGCUGUCUGCUGCUGCAGAAGAGCUCAGAUGGGAACAACAUUUUCAAAAAAUGGUCCUCAAACUUCAGGGCCUGGAGAAGCUGGCGGGACACACUGCCGUCCGCUCGGUCAGAGACUGUACUUUUAAAGGCAGCGGUGUCAACUAAAACGAUGCAGUCCCUGCCUAUGGAAGUGGGCAGCAGCAGCUCAGCUCCCAGCGACACAUCUGGCUCGGUGGUGCAGGUGUGCUUCCCCAGCGCUCGGACCUCGAUGCUGGACAGCCUGAACCGGCAGAGAGAAGACGGCAGGCUCUGUGACCUCUCCAUCCACGUCCAGGGGCACGUGUUCAAAGCCCACCGCUGCGUCCUGGCCGCCUCCUCACCUUACUUUCACGACCAGGUACUACUAAAGAACAUGUCUACAGUCUCUAUCCCGGCGGUAAUGGACCCGCUGGCGUUUGAGAGCGUGCUGAGCUGCGCCUACACCGGUCAGCUCCAGAUGCUGCGCGAGGACAUCGUGAACUACCUCACAGUGGGCAGCGUCCUGCAGAUGUGGCACAUCGUGGACAAAUGCACGGAGCUGCUGAAAGAAGGCCGGGCGGGGGGAGGGAGCAGCGGAGGAGGCGGAGUGCAGGAUGGAGCCAGUGCAGGAGGAGGUGGAGGGUCAGCUAACCUCGGGUGUAGCAGCAGCAAUGGUGACGGUGGCGCAGGUGGUGGUAACUCAGCUGGUAGUGAUGGUGGUGCUGGUGGUGGUCAAGCCCAGGUUGUAGGGUCCAACGAGCCCCAGCGUGCCUCCCAACCUCCCAGCCGGCCGUCAGUGAGCGAGAGCCAGUCUCCCAGCAGCACCAACUACUUCAGCCCCAGGGACGGGAGCAGCUUUGGAGGAAGCUGUGCAGCUGCAGCUGGGGCUUCAGUGGACGGAGGCGGGGCUAGCAACACCCCCGGCUACUGCACCCCAUCGGGAGGAGAGGAAGCCUUUCUUAUUGAGGAAGAGGAGGAGGAAGUAGAGGAGGAAGAGGAGGAGGUGUUGUACCACCAGAGGAAGAGAGGAAGAGGGGGCAGCGGGAGGAGGAAGAAAAUCAGCUCAGUGUCCGAGCAGGAAGUUGGAGUCAGUGACAGCUUUGGCGUGUCUUCCUAUCAGGAUGGGGAGAACUCCGCGUUGACACCGCAGAAGCGUCCUACCUACAGCCAGCCCAGCAUCAUGCCUCGUAAACAGUGGGUGGUGGUGAAAACCGAACGCAUGGAGGACGACGACCUGAUCGUAGUGUCCGGGGAGGAGGGAGAAGACGAGGAGGACGAGGAGGACAGGGAGUUGGAGCUGGCCAGGGAGAGGGCUAGAAGCGACUUUAACAUCUCAAACGUCAGGAGCCUUUCAGCUGAGCUGGGGGGCAGAGCUGAGAACGACAUGGACUCACAGGUUGACUACUGCCAGUCUUCAGAAGACUACCUCAAGUUUGAAGGCAGUUUAAUGGACCAGACUUUAGCUCAGCACCUUCAUGACAGUGCGGCAGGUCAGAGCCAGAGCGCUAACCGUGCUGUUUCAGCGCUGCUGGGCCAGGUUCAAUCUGCAGCCACCGCCCGGGCCCAGCUGUUCCCCCUGGACAUGCAGGGGAACCAGAUCCUCCUCUACAGCCAGGCCUCCGGACUCUCUCUGGACACUGCCGCCGCUCCCCUGGGGAUGGCAGGUGGUAUGAUCGGAGGAGCCUCUUUCAAAGGUCCCAGUCUGGAGCACGGUGCGGUCCACCUGUCGGUGCAGGGCGGUUUGGGAGUUGACGGCAUGGACAGCGGGGGGAUUGGAAGCGGAAAUGGUGGCAGUAACAGCAGCUCUGGGGGUUCAGGGAAAGUGUUUAUGUGCCACUGUGGUAAGACCUUCACCCACAAGAGCAUGAGGGACCGCCACAUUAACAUGCACCUGGACCUGAGGCCGUUCCACUGCCCCGUCUGUGCCAAGAAGUUCAAGAUGAAGCAUCACCUCACAGAACACAUGAAGACGCACACAGGCCUCAAACCUUACGACUGCCUCGGCUGCGGCAAGAAGUUCAUGUGGCGCGACAGUUUUAUGAGGCACCGCUCGCACUGCGAGAGGCGCAGCGGGCUGGGAGACAGCGGCGAAGGCGGGAGCAGCAGAGAUGGAGGGAGAAGAGGAGAUGGAGGUGAGGAUGGCCCUGAUUUGAUUUCCUCCCCUCACCUCCUCCUGUCUGCAGGUGAGGGCAGUAUUCUGGGAGGAGGAGGAGGAGGAGGGGGAAGAGGAGGAGUGUCUGUUUCUUCUCCGCAUCUUUCCGGCGCUGUUCUGUCGCCGCAGCACGUUGGCGUCUCAGCAACUGGAAGUAACAGCGGGAACAGUGUGAGUAACAGCGGCAGUAGUGCUAUGAGCAACAUGGCUGCUGCAGGGGCGCUUCUAGGGGUCGUUUCUCAGAGUCCGGGUCAGGGAUCAGGGAUGUUUAGUGGUCUAGGGUUGGGUCGAAGUGUGUGUGAUGAAGACGUGUGUGAAGUCGGUGCCAAUGACAGUAGUGUGACUUAAACCAAAAUUGUGUGCAAUGUCUAACGGGUGCCUCUUUCUGAGCAAACGAUCAUCUUGUUCCUGCUGCUGUUUUUACAAAAUAGUAAACUUGGAAGAAGCGCAGUGCUCUUCUGAAACACUUUAACUGCCAACACUCAGCAUUUCAAGCAGGAAGUGCGUACUUUGUCAAGUAUGGGGAAAAAAGGCGAGGCUCCCGUUGGACACAACCCUGAAGAAUCUGUUAGUAUUUAUAGAAAAAUGGGACUUUGAGAUUCCAGUCGACUGUUGUGCCGUGAAGUUGCCAUCUUAAAUUAAACUCAAUUCUGGUACCGCAAAGACUUUAGAAAACUUGCCUCCUUAAAAGUGGCCUCAUUAAAAAUGGACCUCCUGUCUCAGUGAGUAAGCUAUUGUUUAAAAUAUCCGAGAUGUUAUCAAAGUUUUAUUUUUUUUUUGGUUUUGUGAAAGAAUGCUGCGCGUGUCGAGAGGAAACCAAAAAUGAAAAGACAGUGCUUACCUUCUGUGGCGACGUUCAGUAGUAUCAGUAGAGUAGAAAAAUGUCUGUUCUAAAUUGCUGUGAUUUCCUGCAGUAGUGUAUUGUAAUGUAUCACUGUCAUAUGAUUGAAGUAAAUAAAAAAACACACAUCUGCAAGAGAAAAGAGAAAAACAAGUAAUUCAUAUAAGAAAAGAACAAGCUGAAGUUGCAGAUUUGUGUUUUUUUCCUUACAGUGGUAACAGACUAACCGUCAGCACUGCCAUGUUGUUUUAGAUGAUACUACGGUGCUGCUUUGCUUGAAAUCUAUUCUGGAUUACAGUGAAAGGCUCAAUAAUUUAACCUCACCACCCUGAAAGAUCCCAGACAUGUGCAGAUAUUUAACAGACAGGAACAAUUUUGUCUUUCGGCUUCAUGUAGGAUUCAGCCGGUGAGCUCGAGCCUCCUCCAGAUUCAUUUUUCAAAACAUAACAACCUGUUUGCUUGUUGAAGUAGCAAAAGUCCAAGAUGAUGUUGUCAGUCUCUUUACGAGUAUGGUCCGGCCCUACAUAAACACAAACACUACCUGUAACUGAGAAGCUCGAAACGUGCCCUCCGGAGCUUUAAGAGCAGGAGGCGAUGAAUCUACUCAGUAAAAGCCCCCCCCCCCACUGGCUUUCAAUUUUGCUGCUGUUGCCUGCUUUCACUUUCUUGUUCACAGAGUUCUCGUGCUUUGAGAAGUAUAUUGUUACUGUAAAUAUAUAGAAAUAUAUGUGGUUUACUGAUCAGACCUGGAACUAAAACUAACUUGUUAUACUGAUGCAGGAGUUAAUGAGUUGUCGAGAAGGUUUUUGAAAGUGUGAUGAAAAGUAUCAAAACCUAGCAACGUUAGAUGGUGGUCUUAUCAAAAAAGCUAUACAGUGUAUAGUGUGUUUACAAGCGUACCUCCUCCGAAUAGUUGAUAGAGUAGAUUUUAAUCUACAAAUGUAAAGAGAACCUUCUUUUUCAGCAGCCGUUAUGCACACGAAGAAGAAAAAAAUGUCUUUUUACUUUCCAAAAUGUUGUUAUGAAGAGUGUUACACGUUUCAUUUGCCUCUUUGUCUUUGGAGUACAAUAUUUUCCACUUGUGGAUUUUCUUCCUGCAGUAAUUUAAAAGCAUUAUUGAGUCAUACAGGUCCUGACCUCCCAAAAGUUUGUAAAUGUUGAUCGACAUUUUAUCUCUUAAUGACAUUAGAGGUGAGCAGUGUUUCAGUCUCUGUUCUUGUUCAUGUUUCAGCAGUGGUUUUGGUUCCUGGAUGUGAAUGUGGUAAUAGCAAAGGUACUUUGUUAUAAAGAAAAGCAUUAGUUUGAAAUAUAAUUUAAAAAGUGGUUCGGUUCGAAUGUAAGUUUUCGAUUAAUAGAUAAAGAUUUUAGGUAAAGUUUUAAAGAAUUUCCACCAUGCAGUUCAUUAUUUUUUCUUUGUCCCAGUGUAGAGAGGAAAAUGCAGGGAAGAGAGUCAUCUGUCAAACACCCUGAAUAUUGUAUUUCCUUUUUAUCCCCAUUUAGAACAGUGAUUGUAAAGCUACUAAUUAAUUAGUUGAUAGAAAAAAUAUUCAGUGACAAUUUUAAUACUUGUGUCAGGUCAAAAGUGUCAGAUGAAAAUACAAAACAUUUUGUGUUAAUUGGUUGAUUGGCAUUCCUGUCUAUUCAGAUUGAUUUGUAAAUUUAAAACCUUUUUUUCUGUCUGAGAAAAAUGGUGUAAGACAAUAAGACGUCUCAUUUGGUUGUAUUAACUUAAAAAGAACACUAGUCAUAAUGUUAGACUAUUUGAAACAAUUAAUCUGAUAUUAUUAAUAAUAAUAAUAAUUGAAACCACUGCUGAAUUAAUAUUUGGGGAACUGCUGCAUUGCUGAUAAUAUUAGUUUCUUGUAGGAUCUCAGGAUCCUCUUGGUUCACUCACAAUAAAAACAAAAUUAAACUUGCUCUCAAUUUGUUUACUUUGAACCUCAUAGAAAUGUAACCUCACAGUUUCUCUUCAGUAGCGUGGGAUGAUUUAUGGACCAUACUGAACAUGUAGCGGUACAACUACUGUGAGGGGCAUUACACUGCACAUAAUACACAGUAUGAAUACUUUCUGCAUUUGUUUUUCCAUUAAAACACUGAGUUGGUUAUGUUUGUAAAGGAGGCUGUAUUUUUCCAUCUUGCCAACAUGUUUGAAAGUGGGACAUAAUAAGUUCAGUUGCCUUAACAGCACAUUGACUUACUCAUUCAACUAAUUGUUCAAGUGAUUUCUGUAUUUAAUAAUUAUAUUUUGUAAUGGUAACAAAACUUGUAGUUAUACGAUUUAAAACUACUAUAAAGAACAUAGUGUUUUUAAAGUAUAUUUAAACCAUGGAGCUCAUUAGUACCUUGUAUUGGAACACUUUAAACAUAGUUCAGGUUAAUUACUUACCCAUCAUUAUAUAUUAGUGUACAAGCUAUAUUAAACCAGAGGUAGCCACAGCAACCGUGCCGAUCCUUUAAACUAUAUCACCAGAUAACUCACUGGUAAAACUAAUAAUCACACAUUGUGGCCACAAUAAAAGAAUUAUAAUACAUUCCAAUGUGUCCUUUUAUAAAAAGUCAUAAACUCAUUAGAAGAGAGGAAAUACUUCACCUCCACCUCAUUCGUUGUUUUAAGUUGUCAAAUUACUUAAUAGAACUCAACAUUAUGCAUCUGUAGUACAGGAAGUGAAUAGUGGGAGUUUAGACUAAAAAAUUGUUUAUGUAAAUACUUUUGAUAAUAUCAUUAGUUUUAAAAUGUGCUGUGCAUCUCAUUCAGAUGUAACCUAUAUGUAAAAAUGUGUCCCGUUUAAAAAAUCAAUUUAAAAACUAGCUAUGGUACAAUUCAAAGAGAACAUGGUCUUCUAUGAGAGAAAAGUGUCUUUAUAUGUGAUAAAAUCAGGCGCAGCCUUUAAUUGAAUGUUUCUUUAAUCAGUAUUCGCUUUCAAAGAGAUGCGGGCCCCCUUGUGGCCACUGUUGGUACUACAGCAAUGAAAUACAUAAGAGUGUUUAUGAAGAGAUGUAUCUAUUAUUGUUUCACUCCUAUAUCUAACAUAGUUUAACAAAAUCAAACCUUGUAGAAAACAUACUUCAGUGUGUAGCUACAGCACAGGACAGUCAGUGGUGGAGGAAAUUUUACACCCGACCUCUUAAACAUUUUGCAUGCCGUCAGAGAUGUUUUACAUUUGCGGUUACAUAGAGCAAAGAGAUGGAGGAUCUGAAUGUUUUACCUUCUGUGAAGGCUGGGUUUGGAUAUUUUUAUAUGCAGGUUUGACGUGAAACGACUGUUGGCUUAUGUGUGUGUUCAGUGACCUCCAGUGUUUUUUCUCAAUGACUCUUUUUCAGUUGUGUUUGUGGGUAAUUUUGGUUACACAUUUGUUCCUGUUUGUUUGCACCACUGAUGAACAGCUACAGAGAAAACACUGGAUGAUUUGUAAGAGCAGACUGUAUGAGAAAUGAUCUAAUGCUUUGUUUAAUUGUGGAGUUUGACACAUUUGAAGUGUGGCACUCGCACGUUUAAUCACGCAUGUAGAUAACGUUCACUGAGAGUGAAUGUAGUGAACAAGAUGAGCACGUUUAUAAUGAAGAGACAGAGUUGUUUAAUGUUCAGGCUCAGAGGGGAAUAUGGGAAUUCUUAGUCUUUACUUGUGAAACCAGUCAUUCUGAUUUCUAAGCAAGACAGAUUAAUCUCUGCUUUUUACAUACAAUAACUGAAGAAGACGGUUUCUCCUCUAGUCAGUAACAGCCCUGAUGAUGAGACUCUGUAAUGCUCAGAUUUAACUUUCCUGUGUCAUGUAAGUCUACACACGAAGGUUAAACCUGGAUUUAAGUUAGACCGGCAGUUCAUAUCUGAGUUUCAGUUGACUUUGUGAUGUGCAAAUGUGCUCUUACAGUUUAAAAUCCCUCAAAUGAUAAUAAAACCUCAACAACAUGUUUUCGGUACAGUGUUAAGUCUCGUGUAAAGUGCAAAUACAAAAACAGUUUUAUAAAAAGGUGGUCAUAAUUUGAUCUUGUUAUAUCACCUCCACAUCUCUUAAUGUAUCAAACUGUAAAAUGUCCUCAUUCAGGAGGUGUAUGAUGACAAAAUUAGACCACAGAGUUCAAUUUUUUAAUUUGUUUAAGGGCCUUAAUCACCCCAUUAUUUCACAUUGCCUUUUGUUGACCUCCUAAAUAAAGGAUUAAUGUGACGUGUGUCGUAUAUUGUUGUUGUCUCCAGCAGCUCUGCGGCUUCAUCUGCUGCCGCACCGACACGCUGAACAGUUUCUGACCUACAAUAGACAAUUGAAAACUCCAAACUAUAACCUAGUUUUCUCUGGCACCACCUUUUAUUUGAAAGAGUGACAGAAGAGCCAAAUAUUUACCUCCUUUAUCAAGAGAAAGUAAAAGAUGGAAGGAUCUGUGUAGGAAGCUCAAAGUUGCUGCUGAAAACUAGACUGAGGUAUUUUAAUUAUUUUUGUACAUUCAACAAACUAUGUUCCACAACUGCUUACAUGUCUUCUGAUUGACCAGUUGAUUGUUGAACAGAAAAUGAGUUGUCAUUUUUAUGUAAAUCCUGAGUGGUACUAAUAAUGUAAAAAAACUACAAUAUUCACCUCUGCCCUGUAUCAAAAUAAUGGAUUAAUAAAUGAUUUGUUGCGAACAA
Micropterus dolomieu (smallmouth bass) is the source of this 7848-nucleotide messenger RNA. RefSeq names its product zinc finger and BTB domain containing 22b (gene zbtb22b). NCBI's taxonomy places the organism in Eukaryota, Metazoa, Chordata, Actinopteri, Centrarchiformes, Centrarchidae. The record is from RefSeq and is a predicted model, not a curated record. Gene Ontology annotation, molecular function: DNA-binding transcription factor activity, RNA polymerase II-specific; protein binding; RNA polymerase II cis-regulatory region sequence-specific DNA binding. Gene Ontology annotation, biological process: regulation of transcription by RNA polymerase II. Bases 389 to 2737 code for a protein of 782 amino acids. The transcript is spliced from 6 exons.